UCGGCAGCUGCGGCGGCGGCGGCGGCGGCGGCUGGCGCGGGCUGGCGUCCGGACGGAGGCGGGAGGGGACGCUGCAGCCUCGUGAGCGGCGAGGAGAGUGGGGCACAGGACCGGCGAGUUGGAGAGGCGCGGCGAGCGGCGGCACUGCGCCCGCGGAGAGCCCGGCCCCACGUCCCCGUGCCCGCGUGCGCUCAGCACCCGCGUGGAGGACAGCUCCGCAGCGCGCCGCUCGCCCAGCCGCCCUCUCGCCCGCCUGCGUCCUGAAGCCGGUAGCCCGGACGCCCCACCGAGAGCCCGCGCCGAGCUGCCGGACCUGCAACUCUCUACGAGCCAGCUCGGGAGAGCAGCCAUCGGCCUCGGGAGCCCUGACGACGCCGGAGCAGAAUGUACCAGGGACACAUGCAGGGAAAAGGCUCUAGGGCUGCAGAUAAGGCUGUUGCCAUGGUGAUGAAGGAGAUACCGAGGGAGGAGUCUGCAGAAGAAAAGCCCCUCCUUACUGUGACAUCACAGCUGGUGAAUGAGCAACAAGAAAGCAGACCCCUCCUGAGCCCCUCCAUCGACGACUUCCUCUGCGAAACCAAAUCCGAGGCCAUUGCAAAGCCAGUGACGUCCAACACAGCCGUGUUGACCACUGGCUUGGAUCUCCUUGACCUGAGUGAACCCGUCUCUCAAACCCAAACCAAAGCCAAGAAAUCUGAGCCCUCAUCAAAGAGCUCGUCUCUCAAGAAGAAAGCUGAUGGCUCUGACCUCAUCAGCGCAGAUGCUGAGCAGAGAGCGCAGGCCCUCCGAGGGCCCGAGACGUCAUCCUUAGAUUUAGUAGACAUUCAAACACAACUGGAAAAAUGGGAUGAUGUCAAGUUUCACGGUGACCGAACAAGCAAAGGGCAUCUCAUGGCAGAGAGGAAAUCUUCCUCGCCUAGAACGGGAUCCAAAGAGCUUCUCUGGUCCUCGGAACACAGAUCUCAGCCAGAGCUGAGUACCGGGAAAAGUGCCCUCAACUCCGAGUCGGCUUCUGAGUUGGAACUCGUGGCUCCAGCACAGGCUCGGCUGACCAAAGAGCAUCGCUGGGGGAGCGCCCUGCUCUCCAGGAACCAUUCCUUGGAAGAGGAGUUUGAAAGGGCAAAGGCAGCAGUAGAGUCAGAUACAGAGUUCUGGGAUAAGAUGCAGGCGGAAUGGGAAGAAAUGGCCCGGAGGAACUGGAUAUCCGAGAACCAGGAAGCUCAGAACCAAGUCACCGUCUCGGCCAGUGAGAAGGGAUAUUAUUUUCACACUGAAAAUCCCUUCAAGGACUGGCCUGGAGCAUUUGAAGAAGGCUUAAAAAGGCUGAAGGAAGGGGACCUGCCUGUCACCAUCCUGUUCAUGGAAGCUGCAAUUCUUCAGGACCCUGGAGACGCUGAGGCGUGGCAGUUUCUUGGCAUAACCCAGGCGGAGAAUGAAAAUGAGCAGGCGGCUAUUGUUGCCCUCCAGAGGUGCCUGGAGUUGCAGCCCAACAACCUGAAGGCUCUGAUGGCCUUGGCUGUGAGCUACACCAAUACCAGCCACCAGCAGGAUGCUUGUGAGGCGCUGAAGAACUGGAUUAAGCAAAAUCCAAAGUACAAGUACCUUGUGAAGAACAAGAAAAGCUCUCCAGGACCCACGCGGCGGAUGUCUAAAUCCCCAGUUGACAGCUCCGUUCUGGAAGGAGUAAAGGAAUUAUACCUGGAAGCUGCCCACCAAAACGGUGAUGUCAUCGACCCAGACCUGCAGACAGGUCUUGGAGUUCUGUUCCACCUGAGUGGAGAGUUCAACAGAGCGAUCGACGCAUUUAACGCUGCCUUAACCGUCCGGCCAGAGGAUUACUCAUUGUGGAACCGGCUUGGGGCAACCUUGGCAAACGGCGACCGCAGUGAGGAAGCUGUAGAAGCCUACACGAGAGCCCUGGAGAUCCAGCCAGGUUUCAUCCGGUCCAGAUACAACCUGGGCAUCAGCUGUAUCAACCUGGGUGCCUACAGAGAAGCGGUCAGCAACUUCCUCACUGCCCUCAGCUUGCAGAGGAAGAGCAGGAACCAACAGCAAGUCCCGCACCCCGCCAUCUCCGGGAACAUCUGGGCCGCCCUCAGGAUCGCCCUGUCGCUGAUGGACCAGCCAGAGCUCUUCCAGGCAGCCAACCUCGGUGACUUGGAUGUCCUCCUAAGAGCUUUCAACUUGGAUCCUUGAGGGAAAAGAAAAAAAAAAUUAAAUAAAGGAUAAUAGCGCCUCUUCCGUGUUAUUAUACUAAAAAAGGGACAAAACUAUUUUAUUAUGAAUUUCCAAAAAAAAAAAAAAAAGAAAUUUUUUAAAGGAUAAAGCUGAGAGUGAAAAGGCCAUGAUCAUAUAACCCAAGGGGGUUGAGCCCUACAGAUCCAGUCUCUGUCCAGACCCCAAAGCACAAAGUGAAGGUCCGGUUCAAAAGAAGAUUCUCAGGACAAACCAAGACAAGGUAACUCCGUUCUCUUUGAAUUACGCUGUCCCCGCUGGUGGCUCAUUGGAGGGACAUUCUUGGGACAUGACACGACAAUUUGUCCGCAGUCAGUGAACUCAGGCUGUCUCUGUCUCCCCCUUUUGCAAGACUGAACACAGUUUGGGCCAUUGGCCAGUGUACACCUGCAGCCUGACCAAAGGCCGCGGUCGCUUCCCUCUCGCCCAUUCUAACUUUGACUGUAAGCCUUUGUUUUCAGAGAGAGAGAGAAUGAGCUUUGCUGGCAAAAGCAGUUUUUGCACUAGAAGUUUUUGCUGUUCCCAAUGAAAUCCUUUCUAGGAUUGUGCAUAAGCACUUUAAUAUCUUAUGUAUGCCUCGCCCGGCUUCUGACUUGCUGCUCCAGUUUCUAAC
Messenger RNA from Apodemus sylvaticus (European woodmouse), 2848 nucleotides. It is a transcript of the gene Pex5l, whose product is annotated as peroxisomal biogenesis factor 5 like. Gene Ontology annotation, cellular component: cytosol; peroxisomal membrane. Gene Ontology annotation, biological process: protein import into peroxisome matrix, docking. The record is from RefSeq and is a predicted model, not a curated record. Bases 385 to 2196 code for a protein of 603 amino acids. Gene Ontology annotation, molecular function: protein binding. The transcript is spliced from 14 exons. NCBI's taxonomy places the organism in Eukaryota, Metazoa, Chordata, Mammalia, Rodentia, Muridae.